CCGGCGGGUAGGGUUGGCGAUCCAACAUGUGUUGGCGAUAAGACGCACUUCCUCUUUUGCGCAGUAUCGCCCUGUUCUUUGUUCCUGGACAGUGCCGCGCUCCCGGAGUCUCCAAGUUGGACCUCGUGCCACUCCCACUCCAAGCAAGUGCACGGGUGCUGAGCUCCCAAUAACACCUCCCCCCUUAUCUCUUAGACAUGGUCCCGUAGGUUUCCUAUAAAGGUUCGCGGGCGCGACGUGGCAUCGUCUCUCCUGUCCUUACGAGAAUAGGGGUAACCAACGCCACCCGUCGAAAUCCAGAGAAAAGGCACCAUGGCCCAGGUGAAAGGCCCUCUAGGGGCGUUAUCCAUACUAGCCGCGCUGUUCUGUAAUGUGUUCGCAUCCAAGAACAACCACUGUCCGCCUUUGGGACCUGUUCUCCCGGCACCAACGAGCCCGAGCUCGCACCCGGACGUUCAAGUAGCUACCGCGACUUUGGGGCAAGUAAUCAAUGCCACAACGGGCACCUUCAACGCUACGGCAGUGUCGAUCAGCGUCAAGUCGGUCCACGAGACAUCCCCCCUUUUCGAUUUUCACCACACACCACCCCAGCUCGAUCCCCGCGGGGCCUCGCUGAUCGACGCCUCGACGCUCUACCGGAUUGGCAGCGUCACCAAGGUGUUCACGGUCCUCACAGCGCUCAAGACCUCCGGGAUCCGCAUGGAGGACCCUAUCACCAAAUACCUCCCGCGACUGAGGGAGCUGAAGCAGCAGAAGAACGGGCCGACCGACCAUAUCACGGCCGUCGACUGGGACGAUGUUACCCUCCACGCUCUGGCUUCGCACAUGGGCGGCAUUGGGUCCGACCUUGUCACCGACCUUGCCAGCUUCCCCGUAGACUUCACCAAACUCGGGCUACCGCCAGCCCGCGACGUGCUCGGCUGCGUCGGAUUUCAAGGCAUUGAGGCAUGCAACGAGACUGAUUUCUGGGAUAACUUUGGGAAGCGGAAUCCGGUUUAUGCACCCUACAACCGGCCCCUAUACUCGAACACGGCUUUCUUCUUGCUCAGCCUGGUGGUUGAAUCGGUCUCGGGCAUGCCGUUCGACGAUGUUAUCCAGAGCCUCAUCUUCGACCCAGCCGGCAUGGCAAGCACAUCAUUUGCGAAGCCCGACGACAAGCUCGGGGCUAUCAGCGUAGGAAAUUUAGACUGGAGCACUCCCAUGGGAAUCGAAAAUCCCGCCGGGGGUUUGUACUCGAACACUAAGGACCUCCUAGCCUUCGCCGAGUCGAUCCUCACGAACAAGUUCCUCUCUCCGGCGCAGACGCGCCGGUGGCUCAAGCCGGUGACCUUCACGUCGUCGUUGGGCACAUUCGUCGGGGCGCCGUGGGAGAUCGUCCGCGCGGAGAACAUCACGUCAGACGAGAGGCUCGUCGAGCUAUAUACGAAGGGCGGCGACGACGGGGCGUACCAUGUGAUGCUGGUACUGGUACCGGACUACGACCUCGUGGCGGUGAUCCUGACGGCGGGGCCCGAGUCUAGCUCGGGUUUCGUGCAGGCGCUCGCGUCGCAGGUGGUCGCGGCGCUAGUCCCGGCGAUCGACACGGCCGGCCAGCACGCCGCGGCGGCGACCUACGUGGGCACGUACGCCGACGCGGCGACAAACUCGACGCUGACGCUCGCGCUCGACGGCGAGGGCCCCGGCCUGGCUAUCACGCACUGGUCCGUCCGCGGCACCGACGUGCCUGCACACUGGCUCAACUACAUGUCCGCCCUGGCGCAGGCCCUACCGCCCAUCCAGGUGUCGGCGCGGCUGUACCCAGCGGGGUUGGAGGGGGCCGGGGGGAGGUCGGCGUGGCGCGUCGGCGUCGACCUCGGCACGCCCGAGGACAUCGCGCGGGGCAACGCGGGGCUGGUCUGGGCGCAGGGCUCCUGCCUUGCCUGGGCGCUGAUGGACCGGGUUGUCUACGAGUUCGGCCCGCUCGACGAGAUCAUUUUCGCCCUGGAAAGGAGCGAGUCGUACGGUGACGUUACCGCCGUGAGUGUCGAGCUGGUAGGCUUCCAGACAACGUUGCGCAGGGUUGAGGUCUAGAUCCAGGGUACGACCUCGUGAGACGAAGGAGCCGGCUUAUAUGUAUAUCGAAGCCCACAUGAUUUCCAUUACGCACAGGUUGCUUUCGGAAAUUCCCAUCACUGACAGAAUUCCUAAGCUGCCGCUGGUUUAACUUGAGCUUCCCUGAACUAGGCUGAGCCUACUUAUUCUUAAAUAUACCUCUCUUAUAUAUACCUAGUAAAUAAACUGCGAUACCGAAG
Molecule: messenger RNA, 2291 nt
Organism: Durotheca rogersii
Lineage: Eukaryota; Fungi; Ascomycota; Sordariomycetes; Xylariales; Xylariaceae
Product: beta-lactamase/transpeptidase-like protein
Exons: 4
Coding region: 313-2070 (585 amino acids)
Source: RefSeq, a predicted model, not a curated record